AUGGAUAGCAAUACUGAACGUAAUAUAAGUUUUGAAGAAAAUGAUGGAAAAAAACACAAAGGUUCGGAAUCCCUAAUAAUGGAUCGUGAUGAAACUGAUAAACUUCUCCAGAAAUCGUUGGUGAGUGACGGACUUAUUAAUGCUAUUAAGGAAACAUUUUUGUCAGUCGAUUUCGUUGGUCAAUUUUGUCAGGCUAUUGUUGUGUCAGAAUCAUUCAUGCACGGGAUCUCGGAGGUAAUUCAUCAAAGAGUUGACAUGCAGGUGAAAGAUGUGAAAGAACAGUUGAAAGUAGCAAAUGAGCGAAUCGUGAAAUUAACAAAUAAAUUGAAUGACAUUGAACAAUAUAGCAAACGGCGAGAUCUCAUUAUUACAGGAAUUCCUAUGAAACAAAGGGAAGAUACAACGUCAAUUAUUAUAGAUCUGGCUAAAUCUCUUGGCGUGAAAAUUGACGUUAAAGACAUCUACGCCACACAUCGAUUACCUGUUCGUCGUAUAGAUUCUACUCAACCAAUAAUUUCUCCGAUACGUCGUGAUCGCGUAGGGAAAGGUGGCGGAGGUUUGUUGGUUUUUGUUCGCAAUGAUAUUAUAGCUAAACGCUGUAACACUUUGGAGAAUCCUGAUUUUGAGACAUUGUUUUUGGAACUCUACUUGAACGACGGGAAGAGGUAUCUACUGGGUGCGUGUUACAGGCCGGAUUGGAUAAAUUGCCUGAAAUUUAUUGAACAUCUAUCCGAUGCUCUAUAUAAAAUUCGAUCCAAUAUACAUCGGCAAUAUGACUCAAUCGUAUUUACAGGUGAUUUUAACUGUCAUUCGUAUAAAUGGUGCCCAACAAGAAAAUCAACGGUCGAAGGUGAUAUGCUGUAUGAUUUUGCUCUUAAUGAAGGUCUAGUUCAAUUAGUUAGCGAACCAACGAGGUUGAAAUCAAAAUCAUGUCUUGAUUUGAUUUUGAUGAAUAAUAUUGCUUCAGUGACAAAUGUUUGUGUAAAGAGUCCAUUAUGUUCUUCAUGCGAUCAUUCCAUUGUUUAG
Molecule: messenger RNA, 1026 nt
Organism: Didymodactylos carnosus
Lineage: Eukaryota; Metazoa; Rotifera; Eurotatoria; Philodinida; Philodinidae
Source: the annotation of a GenBank genome assembly